GUGUUUGGCGACGGACGCACUAUUCUGGUUGCUCUCUGCUCAAGUUGUCUGUCGGCUAUGCUCCCUAGGGUCUCGACGUUCCUGCCUCUUCGCCCCCUCACCCGCCUCCCUUUGUCCUGUGGAAGCCCCGAGGCACCUGCGGUUGCGGUCGUGCUGCUCGCUGCUCCGCCCGGAACGGUUAGGGCAAAAACUCAUAUCCAAAGAUAUUUCAGCACGAAUAAUGUGGCCUACAGCAAAAAAGAUGAAAAGUCUGUUUCCAGCGACAAGAUUUCCAAGACGACUUCAGAGAGCUCUGACAGAACAAAGGAGAACACGAAAAAAGAUUUGUUGGAUAUUAUUAAGGGUAUGAAAGUUGAAUUAAGCACAGUGAACGUACAGACAACAAAGCCACCCAAUCGAAGGCCUCUGGAAAGUGAGGAGGCUGUAAUUGGCAAGCUUCAAAGAGCUAAAAAGGAUGGCCCAAAGAAGAGAGAGAAGCCUCUGAGUCCUGAGUUGGUGGCAGCUGCGACUGCUGUGGCAGAUUCUCUCCCUUUUGAUAAGCAGAAAACCAAGUCAGACCUGCUCAGGCAGCUCCAGCAGCAUGAGGAAGCCUCGUGGGCACAGAAGGACCAACAGAGGCCUAAAAUUAGUUUCAGGAACAUAAUUUCAGAUAUGAAAGUUGCCAGACCUGCUACAGCUAGAGUUCAUAUAAGACCAGAGCAUCAGAUUCAGUUUGACGAAGGAUCUGACAGUUCUCUUGACCAGAAGACUAUUGAUCUUAGAAAAAGCAUUAGGAAAAAUUUAUUCAAGGGGAAGAGGCUUAAUAUUUUUGACUCUAAGACACUUACUGAAGAAGCACCUGAAGCAGAAACACCACCUUCGCUUUGGGAUAUUGAAUUUGCUAAGCAGUUGGCUGCAGUAAAUGAACAGCCCUUUCAGAAUGCAUUUGAAGAGAUGAUCCAGUGGACCAAAGAGGGGAAACUGUGGGAGUUCCCAAUCAACAACGAAGCAGGUUUUGAUGAUGAUGGUUCAGAAUUUCAUGAGCAUAUUUUCUUGGAUAAACACCUGGAGGGUUUUCCAAAACAAGGACCAAUUCGCCACUUCAUGGAACUGGUGACUUGUGGCCUUUCCAAAAACCCAUAUCUGAGUGUUAAACAGAAAGUUGAGCAUAUAGAAUGGUUUAGAAAUUAUUUUAAUGAAAAAAGUGACAUUCUAAAAGAAAAUAACAUACAGUUCAAUUAAGAUGUUGGAAAUUUCUCAUUGGAUACUAUAAAUAAAAUAAUUUUACUAGAAAUUUUCCUA
Molecule: messenger RNA, 1281 nt
Organism: Lepus europaeus (European hare)
Lineage: Eukaryota; Metazoa; Chordata; Mammalia; Lagomorpha; Leporidae
Gene: MRPS31
Product: mitochondrial ribosomal protein S31
Exons: 7
Coding region: 58-1221 (387 amino acids)
Cellular component (GO): mitochondrial small ribosomal subunit
Molecular function (GO): structural constituent of ribosome
Source: RefSeq, a predicted model, not a curated record